Durio zibethinus is the source of this 1680-nucleotide messenger RNA. The record is from RefSeq and is a predicted model, not a curated record. Lineage: Eukaryota; Viridiplantae; Streptophyta; Magnoliopsida; Malvales; Malvaceae.
AUGACUCUGCAGCUCCAGACCCAAACUCACUGCCACCGUCUCCCCAGCUGCCACUGCCACCCUACCACCACACCCGUCACUGGCUUCUGCGCAUCAUGUCUCCGGGAACGCCUUGCUGGCAUCCGAAACAACUCUCCCACGACGACGCUUGUUCCUUCCACUUCAACCUCCCAGCUCCGCCGGUCCAAAUCCUGCUCCGGCGGCCCUAACCCAUCCUCCUCCUCCUCUGCCGCCUCCGAGCCUCGCCGUAAAUCUUGUGACGGAAGGGCUCAUAAUACCCUCCACGACCUUUUCGCCAUCGAUGACAAAAUAAAAACCCCCAAUCUCAACCACUAUCCUUCAAAAGUUGAAGCUUUUCAAGGCUUUGAAGAAGAAGAGGAAGAAGAAGGAGAGUUAAAAACGAUGAAGGAAUUCAUAGAUCUCGAAUGGGGAAGCAAAGAAACUUCAGGGAAAUCUUUAUGGGAAGCAGCUUCGGUUUUUAGCAAGAAAUUGAGGAAAUGGGGGAACAAACAGAGGAAAAAGAAGGAGAAAAUUGAGAGUUUGGUUCUUGAGAAGGCAAACAAAAGGGGAUUAAGAGAAACUCAGUCGGAGAUCGGGGAAUAUGGGUUGUUUGGGAGAAGAUCUUGUGAUACUGAUCCUCGAUUAUUAGUUGAUAUUGGCCGUUUAUCUGUUGAUGAUUCAAGGUUUUCCUUUGAUGAGCCAAGGGCUUCUUGGGACGGUUGUUUGAUUGGAAAGCAGAAUCCAAAGGUUAACAAGGAAGGGAAUGCUGCUGGGGAAGAGAGAUUGAGUGUGGUAAAAGAGGAAGAAAGGAGUAACCCUGGUGGGUCAGCUCAAACGAGAGAUUAUUAUGCGGAUUCUUUGACUCGAAGGAGGAGAAGUUUUGACCGGUCAGCGUCGAAUAGGAAGAUUAGCCUGGAGGAAGCUGAGGGAGUUAAAUCUUCGAUUUUGAAUGCUAAAGUGUCUCCUGAGACUGUUGGAUUGUUUCACGGGGCGAAGCUGUUGGUUACCGAGAAGGAAUUGAGGGAUUCCAAUUGGUAUUCUAAUAUGGAAUCUGGUUCUAAGGAUGUUGACUUUGUUGCUGCAGGGGUUGGUCAAAAAGGUUUUAAUUUGAAGAAGACAAUGGGGUGGAAAAAUGUUUGGAGUAUCUGGGGUUUGAUACAGAGGCGAAAACAGAGUGAAUUUGGAGAUAAGGAGAGGGAUAUUGGAAGAGAUGUGGGUCAUGGGAGGCUAGCAGAGUCGUUGCAGAAGCUUAGGGGGAUGGCUAAUGGAGAUGAAGAUAUUAGAGGAACUGUAGGUGAAGGGACACUGGCGGAGUCAUUGCAAAAGCUGAGAAGGUUGGCCAAUGGAGAUGAAGGUAAAGAUUUUAGAAGGGUAGCCAAUGGAGAUGCAAGUAGGAGUAUUGUAAGCCAGAAGCUUAUGCGGAGGUAUAGUGUUAGUGCUCGGAAUUCAGUCGAUGGAUCAUCUCUCUGUGGAAUGAGUGUGACUGAGUCUAAAGGCGAUGGUGAGAAGAGAAGGGAUAAUUUUAUGCUGUUGCAGAAUAGGAGUUUCAGGUAUUCUCCUAACAACCCUGAUAAUGGGCUAUUACGGUUCUACUUGACGCCAUUGAGGAGUUAUAGGAGAAGCAAAUCUGGAAGAAGUAGGCCAAGAAACUCAAACACUGUAAGUGGGAUUGUACUGUAA